Messenger RNA from Moneuplotes crassus, 836 nucleotides. Lineage: Eukaryota; Ciliophora; Spirotrichea; Euplotida; Euplotidae. The record is from the annotation of a GenBank genome assembly.
UUUAUAAAUGUCCUUACUGAAUUCUCUCAAGAUCCCUCAUCCAUCUACGAGUAGGAACAGCAGAAGGAGAAAGAACCUCCUCAAAAUCUCGAGAUUUGCUAACUUCAGGGAGAAGAUGCCGUGCUACUCAAAUUUUAAGCUCUACUCAGACUUAACAACAGUAAGAUCAGGGUCAAAAAAGGUAGUCAAAUUUGGAACAAAGGAUAAGCACAACAAAUCCCAUCAUUCUCCUCUCACAAGGUUCCCCAUAACACAUCCUAAGCUAGGAAGAACACUGACCUUGAAGGAUCUGACUGAGAACUUGGGAGACCAGACUGAUGAUCUUCAGUGAAGAAGGAAUUUAGCUGAUAAGACAACCAGAGACUUCUCUGUAAAUAAUUAUGAGUUUGAAGACAAUCCUUGCAUAAAAUUAAAGGCUACAAGAAAUCCUAAAUUCCUUCUGUCAUCUACAGAAGAAACUUGGGAUAUCUCUGAACACCUAAUAUCUGACAUAGAUUCCUCCAGAAUCCCAAGCCUCAUGCAGUUCAAAUCAAAGACAGAUCGCUCUCUGCAAGAGGAGGGUUCCCAGGAGCCUGAUACUAGCAAGGAAGUUAUAAGCCUCAACACACAACUUUCAACUCAAAAGUCUUCAUGCUCUGGCCAAGUCAUUCCUGCUCAUUGUACUUACCAGAGCAGUUGUUCCAGAUGUUCUGGCAUUCUCAAAAGAUUGUCCAGCUUAGAACAAGAGAACAAUGACCUAAAAACCAUCAUCAACAGCCUAAUUACCCAAAACCUCUAACCUCCCAGCCACCCCCAGUCCCAAAACCCGCACUUAAAACUUAUCUCAACAAUCCACU